CUGCAUUUUGCAAGCACAACAAACAGUAAACCCCAUAGCAAGAGAAGCAAAGCAAAGAUAAUUGGGAGGAAUGGCAAGUUCAGGAAUGAUCAAGUUCACAGUGGUGCUCACCUGCCUGGCAGUGAUUGCAUCCCAUGCUGAAGCUGCUGUGACUUGCGCGGGAGUCCUCAACAGCGUGGCGCCCUGCAUUGUGUACCUCAAUGGAGGCGGUAUAGGUCCAGUUCCGCCAGCCUGCUGUGCCGGAGCUAGAUCCCUCAACCUUCAGACAAGAACCAUGCCUGAUCGCCAAGCUGCUUGUAGGUGCCUGAAGCCAAUUCUUAACUCCUUUCCCAAUCCUGCUGCUGUUCCAACCAUUGCUCCCAAGUGCGGCGUCAACUUGUCAUUCAAGAUCACUCCAUCCAUGAACUGUGCAACGAUCAAUUGAAGCUUAUUCCCAGGGCUACCUGAAGCAGAUUCGACUUGAAUAAACAUAAUAAAGAUGGUGACAAUUGUCAACUCCACAUGCAUGGAGCCAUUCUAGUUAAAUUACGUUUUCUUGUCACCCUAGAUGGUGCCUUCCUAUUUGUCAUAAUCUUGCGUGUUGCGUGUAUUAAUAGGUUGUUGUUUAAACAACCUCUUGUUAAUGGAAAAUGUUUGAGUGUUCUAGUC
Ipomoea nil (Japanese morning glory) is the source of this 648-nucleotide messenger RNA. Its product is annotated as non-specific lipid-transfer protein 1-like. Gene Ontology annotation, molecular function: lipid binding. Gene Ontology annotation, cellular component: membrane. NCBI's taxonomy places the organism in Eukaryota, Viridiplantae, Streptophyta, Magnoliopsida, Solanales, Convolvulaceae. The record is from RefSeq and is a predicted model, not a curated record. The coding region runs from base 71 to 424 and encodes 117 amino acids. The transcript is spliced from 2 exons. Gene Ontology annotation, biological process: lipid transport.